Messenger RNA from Dunckerocampus dactyliophorus (ringed pipefish), 28442 nucleotides. RefSeq names its product spectrin repeat containing, nuclear envelope 1a (gene syne1a). Gene Ontology annotation, cellular component: membrane. Gene Ontology annotation, molecular function: protein binding. The transcript is spliced from 148 exons. Bases 319 to 27009 code for a protein of 8896 amino acids. The record is from RefSeq and is a predicted model, not a curated record. NCBI's taxonomy places the organism in Eukaryota, Metazoa, Chordata, Actinopteri, Syngnathiformes, Syngnathidae.
AUGCUGAGGCAAGCCGGCGCUGCGCUGCGCUGCACUCACACACACACACACACACACACACACACACACACACACACACACACACUCUCUCUCUCUCUCCCACACACACACACUUUUUCACACUCCUGAGCUGCUUAGCAGGCAGGAAAAAGGCUUGACUGUUACUGCAGGACAUGAGGACACUGAGGAGAAGAAUCUUAAGAAGAACAGCCUCAAAGCAACAGUUCUCACAAAACAGGGCAAUCUAGAGGUUGCAGCAAGGGCAGGCACAAGGGCAAAGUGUAGCCCCCCUCCCUCUCCUUCUCGUUUCUUUUUUGGAUGUCCUCCCGACGCCCCCAUGAGAGCAGGUGGGAACAGAGGCGCGUUCCGGGGUACGACAUGGCAAGACGAGCGGGGGGCGACGCCUCCCCGAAAAAGAAGGCAUCAUUCAACCUGGUGACCGGCUUCUACCGCUUCCUCCGCGAUGAGCAGGAGGCUGUGCAGAAACGGACGUUCACCAAAUGGAUCAAUUCCCACUUGGCAAAGCGUGUCCCGCCUCUGGUUGUGAGCGAUCUGUUUGAGGAUAUCAAGGAUGGCGUCAAGCUGCUUGCCCUGCUGGAAGUCCUCUCUGGACAAAAACUGCCAUGUGAGCGGGGCAAGAAGCUAAAGAGGAUCCACUGGCUUGCAAACAUCGGCACUGCUCUCAACUUCCUCGAGGGGAGGAAGUCUGCCUACAGGGGAUCACCGAUCAAGCUGGUGAACAUCAACUCGACAGAUAUCGUUGAUGGUCGACCGUCAAUUGUUUUGGGCCUGGUGUGGACCAUCAUCCUCUACUUCCAGAUUGAGGAGCUAACUUGUAGUCUACCAGCAAUCCAGGCCUCGCCCAGUAGCUCCUCGUCACUGGACGGCUCCGCCAGCAGCAACGAGAACACAAGCCCGCCUCUCAAGAAGAAACCCCUCCCACUCCUGCAAGGUGGUGCCAGGAAGGCCCUGCUCAGAUGGGUCCAACAGACGGCCACUAAACAUCUGGGAAUCGAGGUGAAAGACUUCGGCCCUAGCUGGCGUACAGGUUUAGCCUUCUUUGCCGUCCUCAAUGCCCUCCGGCCCAAUCUGGUGGACAUGGAGCGAGUAAGGAGACGACCCAACCGAGAAAAUCUGCAGGAGGCCUUCUUAAUAGCAGAGACACAGUUAGGCAUAGCGCAGCUCCUCGACCCUGAGGACGUGGACGUGGACAAGCCAGACGAGAAAUCCAUCAUGACGUACGUGGCCCAGUUCCUAAAGCAUCAUCCUGAGCGAGAGCAGUGUGCCUCUGAUGGACAAGCAGCGGCAGACGAAGAAGAAAAGGAGGCGUCUGUCACGCAGCAUGGCCUCGCUCCGCGCGAUAUAGAGGAAAUGUUGGAGCGAGAGCAGAGAAAAAGCCUGAGGGAGUUGAAAAUGUGGCUGGACCAGCUGGAGACAGAUGCACUACACGCCCAGGAGACCGAGGGCAAUCUCGCUCAGCAGUACCAGUUGUUCAAGAACCUGCGUGUCCAGCUGGAGAUGAGGAGGAUGCAAGUGGAGGAUUCCUUAAAGUCCACGCAGAAGGACGGGAUGCUGACAGUGGAUCAGGCUCUGGUUAAGCAAGCUUGGGAAAGGCUCUCAAACAGGCUGCUGGACUGGCAUCUGCUGCUGGACACAUCCCUUCCUGCUCCUCUGGAUGCGCUGGGGGCAUGGCUGCAUCACACCGAAGGAGCUCUGCGGCAAGAGGCCACCACCCAACAAGAGAAAGAUGAGGCAGCCAUCCACAGCUCUUUGGAACGACACAAGGACGUCUUGAAGAGCCUUGAAGAGCACCAGCGGGUCUUCCAGAGGAUCCAUAAGGACAGAAGUAUCGAUGGCGUCCCUGUCCCCCCAGAACAGCUCCAAGACAUGGCUGAGAGGUUGAACUUUAUGUCCACAUCUUGUAGCAUCCAUCAGGCCAAGAUGGAAUUCCUGGAGACCAAACACCACAUGCAGGCUUUUCUCACUGCGGCUGAGACUAAGCUCAAGUCCUGGAUCAUUAAAUACGGCACACAAGAAUCUGUUGAACUGAUGCUCCACGAUUACAUUGUUUUUGUGGAGAAGCGAUAUUUCUUUGAAAAUUACAAGACGACGUUCCAGUCCCUGAAAUGUGCUGCUGAGGUUUACACCAGCGCUCUCCGCUCAGCAGACGAGGCAGAGAUGGGUGAGAGGUGGGUGUCCCGGUUCGUGCAGGAUGUGGCGGCCCAGUGGAGGAGCCUGUCCAUGGAAGUGCGCAGCGUGAGGAGCAUGCUGGAGGAGGUGCUUUCCAACUGGGACAGGUACGCAUCCACGGUGGCCUCUUUCCAAGCCUGGCUGGAGGACGCGGAGGAAGCCCUGACCCAGCCAGAAAGCACAAAGCAGGAGUUCUUCCGGAAUCUAAGCUACUGGAUGGAUCAGCACGCCGCCAUGAACGACGCUGGAAGUUUUCUCAUCGAAACGUGCGACGAGGCCGUGUCGUUUGAUUUAAAGCAGCAGCUGCUUCUCUUGAACGGACGAUGGAGAGAGCUCUUUCUUAAAGUCAAACAGCACACCCGAGCUAAUGAGUUGGAAAAGUGGAGGAAAGACCACAUGAAGACGAUGUCGUCUUUAAAAGAACUUUUGGACACGGCGGAGGCAAAGCUCAGUGCUCCUGUCCACGUGUCUUUCCUCAGUGUUAGAGCCUUUCUGCAGGAUGUAGAGAAUACCAAGCAAAAGGUUGUUUCCAUGGAGACUCAAUACAAGCUAGCCGGCCGCAGCGCUCAGCUCCUCGCAAAGGAUGCGCCGCACGACGAGGCCACCCGGGUCAUCGCAGCCAUGACAACCGCUAAGAGUCAGUUGAGUCGGGUGAGGGAGCGGUGUCCCAGCCUUGUGAGGGAAUGCCAUGCCCUUCUGCCAUUGUUGGAGGAGAUGGAAAAACACAUCACUGCCUUUUACCAAGCGCUGGAGCGUGCCAGUCACAUUACUGCCACGGCCAGAGAUGCGCACACACAGAGCCCAACCAUGCACAGACACGAGUGGCAGGAUUUGUUAAACCAGCAGCAGAGCUGUAAGCGAUGUCUGUCGGUCGUCGAGAGGAACCUCCACGCGGUGCAGAGGGCGCUCUCCACCAGCAAGGCGCUCCAACACUUUGACACGAGCCUGCUGCAGAAGACAGUUGCUGACGUGCAAGGCUCAGCGCAGGCUCUGCUUAAGGAGGUCGGGGAUUGGAGAAGGCAGGAAGAGGCCAACAGCUCUCUCAGGAGGAGGUUCGAGGAGUCCCGACAAGAUCUGGAGAGAGUGCUGAAGAAAGCCCAGGAGUGUUUGGGAGAGAGUGGAGACGCUGAGGAAUUACUCAAGAAGCACACAGAUUUUUUCAGCCAACUGGACCAGCGCGUGCUGAGCGUAUUCCUGAAGGCAUGUGACGAGUUGACCGACAUCCUACCAGAAGAAGAGCAACAGGGGCUCCAAGAGACAGUCCGCAGGCUACACAAGCACUGGAAGGACAUCCAGGGUGAGGUACCAUCUCACCUGCUCCGUCUCAACGUGGAGGUGGAGCAGAGUCGAGUAGAUAUCGUGCUGCAAGACUGCAGAGCUGAACUGCACCGAGAAAUCCACGCCCUGUCGCACACCUCCACCAGUGAGCAUGUGAUGGAAGAGCAUAGGACGUUCUUCAGGGAACGCAAACCUCUGACAUUGUGCGAGAAGAGGAUUAGGAACAUGGAGGAUCUGUGUCAUAAAUUGCCCGACAACGACCCGGCUUACGAGAGGCUAGACUCCACCAGGAGGUCUGUGGACGAGGUUACAGAGCAGAUGAAGAGCACCAGCCUGCAGCUGGAACAGCAUCCUGAUAAGUGGAAGGAAUGGAAUGACAGAUUUUGUGAGCUCUCAGACUGGCUCUCAUCUCAGCGGAGGCUCCUCAAGGAGACGGCAAGAAAUUCCACACAUAAGGAGCAAGUUGAAGCUGCCGUGCAGGUGCUGCGAGAAGCAGGAGAAGCUCGAGAAGAGAGCCUCCUCUGGCUUGAGAGUCGUCUUUCUGUCUUGACUGACGUUAGCUCUGAACUGGAGAUACAGAGACAGCAAACAGCCCUCAGCAAACUUUCAGCUGACUUCCGGGACCUUUUUUCGUCACUGUGCCAGGGUGGUGGAGAGGGCUCAAGUGUGUUCCAGUUUGAGGAGCUCAGGGAGGAGGUGCGUGGCGCUUUGAAGGAGGUACUGAGAGCCGGAAAGGAAGCCGGAGAGCAGAUCAGCAGGAUCCUGGAUGCUGAGGACCUGAGGGAAGCCCAGGACCUAUUCCUUAUUCACCAGCAACGCCUAAAACAGCUGCAGGCUCUCAGGAGGGAGGCGGAGCUUCUCGUGUCCCACUCGCACCAGUUGCAGACAGGAGAGGCGCUGAGUCGAUCUGUGCACGAGCUGGAAGAACGUGUCAGAGAAGUUGACCACCAGUUCAGCGCGAAGGAGCAAAACCUGCAGGCCACUCUGGACUCCUGGCAGAGCUUUGAAACCGAGCGAGAAACAGUGUGGAGUUUUAUUAGGGAGACAAACACUGAGAUGCGCAAAGAACUUCUAUUCAACAGCCUGGACAGCCUGAGAAGAGAAAUGGAGCUCAACAAGGAGCUUUUCCUGAAGGUCGAGGACUGCAGCGUGCGAGCAGACGUCCUCCUGGAGGAUGCAGUGGAUCUUCAGCUCAGUCCAAAGAAUCAAAGUCUGGUUCUGCAGCAGGCCCAGGUGGCCAGAGAAGCCGUCAAGGAGCUCCAAGACCACCUCAGCAAAAAUGUUGAACGUCUAGAAAGGGUGUGCUCAUCGUGGGAGCGCUUCAGUGUUGAAUCAAUGAAGUUCUCCUCAUGGAUCAUUGAAAAUCAGGGGGCGCUGGAGGCCAUCAAGAUCACCUCACCCUCGGUUGAUCAUUUGGACCGACACAUCAGCACGGUAGAAAGAGUGGCAGAAGGUUUAGAGGAGCGGCGAGCCGCUCUGGUCUACAUGGAGGAGGACUGCGAGGCCCUGUCCAGGUUUGUGACCCCUGGAGAAAGCGGCUGUAUCCGCGCAAACCUCACGCAGUUGAGGCACUCCUGGGAGGAGCUGAUGGAGAAUGCAGAGCAGUUGGCAGGGCAGCUCAAGCAGAGCGCCUCCUACAGGAAGAGAUGCAAUGAUAACCUUGAGCAGGUCAAGGAAACAAUGAAGCAUCUUCAAGACAAGCUUGACUCUCCGGCUACAUUUUGCUCUUCAUCAGCUGAGACUCACAAGAACUUGCAGAGUCACAUGGAUGUGUCCCAGGCUGUGGAGCAACUGAAGCCCAGACUAAUGGCACUGUGUUCAGCUGUGAGGAGGCUAGGAGAGGGUACCACAGUGGAGCAAGAGGUGGUCCAUCUCCAGAAGGUGCAGGGAGAGUUUCUGGCAAGGGCCACAGAGAAACAAUCUACAUUAGAGAGCCUUCUCGCACUGUGGCAAAGAUUUGAAAAGGAGAACAACUCACUGAAAAGCUGGCUAGACCGCGGCGAGUCUAUUUGCUGUCCUGCCAAUGAAUUACUCUCUGCAGACAAGAUGAAGAUAAAGAUGGAGCUCCAGCAUGUGCAGGAAAUGGCGAGUGAGAUGCCCUCCAAUGACGCCCUCCUUGAGGGUCUGUUAAAUCUCGCGCUAUGUCUCUGUCCGUCUGCCCCUGAAGCUCGAGUGCAAGAGCUCAGUGAUGAUCUCUCACAACUGCAGAGGCGAUACAUUUCACUGAAGAACGACAUGACACACAGAUGCAAGCUGCUGGAGUCUCAGUUGUCCCAGCUUGAGCUUUUUGAUGAGGCACUUCUGACAUUGAACCAAAAGAGUGAAGGCUUCCUUUUGGACCUGAGAAGCUCUUUCCAGGUGGAUAUUACUGAUCUCAAUGGCGCCUUCACAAAACUCAUGGAGCAUGCAUCUGAGUUAAAGGAUCAUGCAUCACUUAGAGAGGCUCUGCAGCAAAGAGAAUCCUCCCUGCUUCACUGCUCUACCACCGAGGCCCAGCAGCAGCUCCAGGCCCGGAGAGAGGAUUGCCUCCAACCUCUCAGUGAAGCUGAACGUCUGCUGCACCUGCGAAAAACGUGUCUGAAUGAGUUAGAGUCCUUCCUGGAGAAGAACAAAGCAGCAGCCCAGGAUGUCGACUGGAUUCACGAAGCCCUGCAGAGUAGGGGAAGCUGGUGUCGAUCAAAAACUGAAGAGCUCCAUCAGCAUACAGGGAAAGUUGCAAAAGAUGUGUCCCAGCUUGAGGGUGAGGCAGUGGGGUUGGAUGGGCUGCUGAACAAGGCCCACCUUCACUUGUGUGCCUCAGAGGGGUAUGACCCAGCAGGAACAACCAAGGGAAGAACCUCUUGCAGUGGGCUAGCUGUGGCCCUCGUCUCAUCCCUGGAGGAAGCCCAGAGGGGUUUGGGAUGGAGGCAGAGUGAAGCAGACGCCCUCGGUGCCAUGUGGAGCUCCUUCACGGGAAAGAAAGCAGAGGUGAUGACAAAUUUGGAGAAAAUAGAGGAGGACACAAGGCAAGAGGUGGUCAGUGAGUGCUCAGUGCAAGCAUUUCAAAACAGGCUGCGCUCCUUGGCCCAGCUGGAGGAUGAGCUCCAUUCCUUCCAACAGUCCCAGCAGUGGAUAGAGGAGAAGGGAAGCCAGCUUGCCCAGAGAGACACUGAGCUGGCAGGGGAGGCUCUGAAGGAAGUUAAACUGGUGAAGGCGGCCUGGGACAAUGUCAGGUCUCUCAUUACCAGCAGUCAGAAACAAAGUACAGUGGUACUAGAUCUUCUUCGCCAUUACCAUCAGCUGAGGUCUAUCCUCUGCGCCACGGUAGAGAAGGCACAGGCGCUCGCUCGCAACCUGCCCGAUCACAACCACAGCGCUCAGGAGGCCAGGAGCUCCUUGACACGGCAUGAGAAGAUGCAAGGUGAGCUGAGAGAAAAGCAGGAGGACAUGGACCAGCUCAUCAGCACGGUGGAGGAUCUGCAGAGAGAAGUGGAUGACAUUCCCAACUGUGACAUGUGCGUCAUCCAGAGAGAAAUGGAGACGUUAAGGGCACAGUGGCUGGGGGUGUCGGAGAGAAUUCAAACUAAUACGGAAAGAUUGAGCUACUGCAUGACCCUUUGGGAUGACCUGAAGCUCAUGGAGCAGGACAUCUCCCAAUGGACUAUCACCUCCAUUGCUGAACUCAGUGUCACCAAUCUGAAUGACAAGGAGACAGAAACCCGCCUUAUCAUCUUUCAGGCUGAUAUGGAGAAAAGGGAGCACUCGCUGGACGCUCUGCAGGAGCGAGUGGAAGACCUGAAGGACCAAGCCGAACUGGAGGAAACUCCAUUACAAAUGCAGGUCCUGGAGUCGGACUUGAGGAAGAAGUUGGUCCACGUGCAGGAGAUGCACAACCAAGCCAAACACAGCCUGACCUACUUCACUUUCCAGAAGCAGCGACUCGAGGACCUCAUGUCCCUGAUGGCUGAGCGGCUGGACAGGAUCGAAGGUUCCUUGUCGGGCGUCACUGAGAGCGCCUCCCCUGAAGCGAUUGGUGCCAUUAAGGGUCUGCAGGAUGUUGUGGAGGAACAGAGGGCAGACAUGGACUCUGCCAGAGAGGCUAUGAGCGCCCUGUGCACGUCUCAUCCCUUUCAGGAGCUCUCUUGCCUCUCUGCCGACCUCACCGCCAUAGCCAAGCGAACCGAGGUGGUUGUCCAGCGUUAUGCCAAGGCCAGGGGCAGCCUGCAGGAUGUGCUGCAGCUCCACUUCAACCAGCUUUUCCAAGAAUUUCACUCCUGGCUCUCUGGAUUGAAGUUGGAGUUGAAAGAAUGUUCAAAUCAGUCUGGAGACGUUGCCACGCUCGCAGCAAACUUGCAAAGACUGAAGUCGUUAACAGAGCGAGUGUCAGAGGGUGAGGAGCGUCUCUCUCAGGUUUGUGAGGAGGCUGAGAAGCUCCACCUCCACCUGCCAAAAGCAGCACAAACACAGCUCCGAGAGCAUCUUGCCUCUUGCCAGAGAGACUGGAGAAGCUUCCUGGAUGGCUCUUCUCAGAGCCAACAAGACCUGGAGGAGAGUAUUCGGCUCCUGAAAAGUUUUGACGACACUGUCGAAAGUGUCAAAGAAUGGCUUAAGCAGAUGGAGCUCACCCUCAACAGGGAGUCUCUUAUUGGGGAAGAUGGCCAACAAGGUGGUCCUGACACCAGAGAGGAACUUGAGAGGGUGGAAAACCUGCAUAAGGAGCUUUUAGCAAGACGGGACUCAAUUGAUCGUGUGGUCCGGGAGGCCCAGUCCUUGUCUGAAGUAGGACGUGGCUCCGGUGGAGAGGUUCAAGUGGCGGGCCGGCUCCAGAUGGAGCACCAAGCCCUGCUCAAAGCUGCCAGGGAGAGGCUGCGAGGCUGUCAAGAGAACCAAGCCUUUGGGGAGACCCUGCAAGCGGUGUGGGCCUGGUUAGAGGAGAUCCAGGAGAAGCUGGGUACAGUUGAUAGCACCAUGGGGACCAAAGAGCAGUUGGAGCAGAGGCUGGAGACUGUACAGGAUAUCCUGCUUUUGAAGGGGGAGGGAGAGGUCAAACUGAAUAUGGCAAUAGGUAAGGGCGAGAUGGCUCUGCGCAGCUACGCAGCCACUGGACAGGAAGUGGUGCGCUCUCAGCUCCAGGAGGUGGAGGAUGCUUGGGCCACGCUGCUUGUGACCGCCAUGAGCUGCCACAGCCGUCUCGAGUGGACCGUCUCACAGUGGAGUGGUUACCUGGAAAAUGCGGCCCAGCUCCGUGGCUGGAUGGAGGCUGUGGAGCGGGAGGUAUGCGCAUCCCUCACCCCUCAACCGGGACCCAGAGAAAAGGCCUCGCAGCUGGAGAGGCUCCGAUCCCUGAUGGCCGACCUGGAGGACCACCAAAUGGCUUUAUCCAGUCUGGAGGAAAAAGCCAGAGAACUCUUCAAGAAGACCGGGCACGCCAGUUUUAACCAUGGUGCUCGAACGCAGCUGCAGGUGCACUUUGACCAGCUGGCAGCUUUGGUGGAGGAGCGGGUUCAUCGAGCGCAGAGCGUGGUGCUGGAACACCAGGAAUACUUGGAGGCUAUCCGGGAGCUCACUGAUUGGCUGAUGACCGCAGGAGAGGAGCUUCAGCAGUGGUCGGACACAUCUGGAGACUCCGCCGCCGUCAUGAAAAAACUACUUGAAGUGAGGGAGCGUGUGGAGUGUGAACUACUGGAGGGCCGGGAGCGCCUCAGCCGCGUGCGUAGGACGGCGGCGUCCGCAGCAGAGCACACAGCCGCAGGAGGCUGCGAGGCCAUGGACCGACAGCUGGGGGCGCUGGCGCAGGCGCUAGAGCAAUGGGAGGGCGCCGCUCUGAGGUCCCGGGAUGGGCUGGAGGCCGCCCUUGCCUCUGCUGCCGCCUCUGAGGAGGAAUACGAGUGUCUAACCUGUCGACUGGACGACGAUUUGAAAGCGCUGGAUGGAUGGCUGAGGGGGUGGAGCCAGGAGCUGAUUAGAGCUGAGGGGCGGUGCAAUGGCGAGGAAGCGGUGGCGGGAUGGCAGCUGGCCAAGGACAUACUGGAAGGCUUGCAGAGCGCCGAGCCCAUGGCAGAGAAGUUGAAAGGGCAACUGAACGAGCUGGUGCGUUACUCCAGAGACUUGGGCUCCCAGUCUGACCGAGUCACCGCUCUUAUCAAGCAACACAACAGCCUCAGUCUCCGUGCAUCCAGGGAGUGCCAAAACAAGGAGCGCCUCCUGGAGCAGCGAUUCCGGGCCGCCCUCAGAGACUUCCAGCAGUGGUUGGUCAACGCCAAAAUCUGCACCGCCAAAUGUUUCGACGUGCCACAGAGCGUGGCAGAGGCCUCCACCGCUCUGCAAAGAAUUCAGGAGUUCUUGAGUGACAGGGAGCACGGCCAGGCCAGACUGAGUACAGUAGGGGCCAGCGGGGAGCUGCUGAUGGCGGUGGUGUCCAAAGACAGAGUGGAGGGGAUCAAGGCCAAAGUGGCGACCGCGAGGGAGGACUGGAAGAGCCUGAUGAACAACCUGCAGUUGAGGGAGGAUGCGCUCAAGAGCCUGUAUUGUCAGAUGAGAGAGUUUGAAGCCAGCGCACAACCUCUGCAGGUGUGGCUCAACAGCGCCGAGGUCAAAGUUCAGGAAAGCAGUGCUCGGCUGCACGACCUCUCGGCCAAGAAACAAGAGCUCAGCAAACUACAGAAUGUUCUGGAGGAGAUGUCCAGUCGCGACGCAGAACUGGGCCAUCUCAGAGAGAGAGCUCAUCGUCUCUGGGAGGGACAGGCUGCGGGAAAGGGCUUCGUCCAUCGAGUGUCGCAGCUGUCGGCGCAGUACUUGGCCCUCGGCAACUUGACCAAGGACAAGGCCUCCAGGGUUGAGCGUAUCGUAGGGGAACACCGCCUCUUCUCUCAGGGUCUCGUAGAGCUCCAGGAAUGGGCGUGCAAAGCUCAGAGGGUCCUCGGCACCUGCAUCUCCGCCACCUCUGAUAAAGCUGUGCUGGAGGACCGCAUGUUACAGCUGGAGGCCUUGCUCACUGCACGUCAGGAGCGGGAGAUCCAACUGAAGAUGUUGCUUACCAGGGGAGAAGCAGUCCAGAGAAAUACGUCGGCCGAGGGUGUCCCAGUGAUCCGCAAACAGAUCCAGGACCUCAAGGACUCCUGGGACUCCUUGCUUUCUGCCUCCAUCAAGUGCAAGAGCCAACUGGAGGGUGCCUUGUCACAAUGGACCAGCUAUCAGGAAGAUGUCGGUCACUUUGUGCUCUGGAUGGACCGCGUUGAGGAAACACUGAGCUGCUCGGACAGACACUACUCAGAGAUGAGAGACAAGACUGCCAACCUGGGGAAGACUAAGCUUCUGUACGAGGAAGUGCUGAGUCACAGCUGUCCUCUGGAGACCAUAGCAACAAAGGGGGCCGACAUGGCAGAACACGGCACGACCCAGCAGGAAGUGAAGCAGCUACAGAACAGAUACACCACCCUCAAAGAAAAGGCCAAGAACGCCGUCAGCAAGGCUAAAGGGCUGGUGCUGAUCCACCAGGACUAUCAGCGAGGGCUGCAUGUGUUUGAAGAUUGGUUGGAGCAAGAACAGGCCGCUCUGGCAUCAUUAUCCCAUCUGGAGGGAAACGUGGAUACACUUGAGGAAACGCUGAAGCAGCUCCAGCUUCUCCAGGAGCACUGCUCAGACGGCCAGUCGCUGCUGUCGUCAGUGCUGACCAGCAGAGAGAGGGUCAUCCCAUGGGGUGUACCCCAGAUAGAGGACAGAACCCUUGACACUGCACAAUGUGAAUGGGUGGCCUACCGGGACCGUUUGGGGGAGACCCAGACCCAGCUGAAGUCCACCCUGGCCAGAUUGAAAGCAAUGGACCAGAAGUUCCUUACUUUAGCCCAGUGGCUCGAGGAGAUGGAAAAAGGGGCUAACUUGAGACCUCAUCGGAGGUCAGACAGAGGCACCAAAAAGACUCAGCUGUCGAAACUCAAGUCGUGUCUUCAAGCAGUGCUGACACGGCAAGGGGAAGUGGAUGGCCUCACCUCGCUAUCCCAGCAGAUUUUGGAAGAAGCCUACAUCAGUGGUCAUGUUAGCAUCACGACAAUGCAGCUCACCGCCCGCUACCACUCCCUGCUGCUCAGCAUACAGGACUCCAUCAAGCAAUUGCAGGAGGAGCUGAAGAGUAUCGAAGAGGCCGAAAACCUUUGCGUGUCCUUCACGGAUUGGCUCAGCUCGACACAGAAAAGCUUCACGGAAGUAACCGACACGUCUGAACCGCUGGACCGCAACACAAUGGACAAAAAGCUGAAGAGACUAGAGACUCUGCAGACUGGUCUCCAUCACGGUCACAGCUUCCUAAAGUCCCUGAGGGAGACGGCCGAGCGGGCAGCAAGCUUCCUGAACGAGGCCGGAGCAGAGAGCUUAGGAGGGGAGGUGGAAGCCCGUCUUUCCCAGCUGGAGGAACUCGCGGGCUGGCUCAGGCAGGAACACAGCUUCCUGGAGCGCGCAUCACUGCUGGCGAAGGAGUUCCAGGACCGCUACAAGGCUCAGGCCCAGUGGCUGGUGGAGACGAAGGCUUUGCUCAGCUAUCCAUUGGAGCCCAAGGCUGAACUAUACCAACGGAGGGCACAGCUCGCCAAGUAUAAGGCCCUGCUACAGAUGGUCCAGUCCCAUGAUGGCUCCAUCAGGUCAGUGGUGGAGAAGGGCGACGCUCUGCUGGCAUCUGUCCAUUACCCCUCAGUCAGAGACAAGAUGAACAGGCUGCAAAAGGACUACAGCGACCUGUGUAAUAUGGCCAUGGCCCACAUGGAGCAUCUCGACGGCCAGGUGAAGGAGCAGGAAGUGUACCACAACAAGCUCCAGGAGGCGGAGCGAUGGCUGCUGCAGAUGUCCAGCAAGAUGGUGACCCCUGACCCCAGCGUGAGCCAAAGUCUGGAGGCGGCCACUCAACAGCUGGCAAGGCACAAGGCCAUCAUGGAGGAGAUAGCAGGCUUUGAGGAUCGCUUGGCAGGCUUGAAGCAGCGAGGGGACCACCUGGUGCACGGCUGCGACGAGCGUGUGCAGAGUCGGCUGAGACAGCAGGUCCAGGCUCACCAGCAAGGCACCAGAGACAGCUACUCUGCCAUCUGUAGCACAGCGCAGAGAGUAUAUCAAAGCCUGGACCAUGAGCUCCAGAGACACGUGAAUCUCCAAGACACCCUGCAACAAUGCAAGACUUGGCUGACAUCCGUCUCGGAGCAGCCAGAGCCUCCUGCACAGACCCCUCUCAGCCUGGAGGAGGCGCUACAGCAGGUGAAGCAGGAGCGGGCCCUCCAGGAACAGGCCAGCACUUACCUCCAGCUGGUGUGCUCCUCCUGUGACCUCUCACUCCUAAGAGUGCAGGAGGUGGCUGCCGCUAUCCAGCAGGUCAAACUACAGAUUGAGGAGCGCAUGCUGCUUUGCGAGGAGGUUGCAGACGGCUGGAGGGACGUCGAGGAGCAAAGGGCACAUUUGGAGGUCCGGCUGAGAGAGACGGAGCAGCAACACGAGAACCUCAUCAGAUGUCCUGCGGAGCUUGAGCCCAGAAUUGCACAGAACCAGCUGGACAAAGCGCAGGAGUUCCUCCAGCACGUGAGGGAGAGGCAGUCUGAGGUGAGCCGUCUGAAUGAGACCAUCACUCGAAUGACAGCGGGACAGGACUGUCCCACCCUGGAAGACAUGAGGAAACUGAGGAGGAGCUGGGUAGAAAUGGGCCAGCGUGCGGAGGAGCUAGAAGCGGAGCGAGGGGACGACAUGCAGCGAAGUGGCGAGUACCAGGAGAGUGUGGUCACUGUCGAGGAGCUUUUCCAUCAAGUAUCCAGGGAAUGGGACUACCUCGCCAGGGCUGACACUGAAAGUACAAGUGAACAUCUAGAAGCUCUGAGGAAGUUGUCCAGUGACCUUGUGGAGCAAAAAUCAACCCUAGAAGAUCUGCGCGAACAGAAACAAAGUAUCCUACCUCGAAUAAACCUGCUAGACAAGGAACUGGUCAAACAACAAGUGGGUCACCUGGAGCAACGCUGGGCUCAGCUUGAGGCUCUUAUCCAGCAGAAGAUCCUGGACUCCACACAAACACUAGAGGACCUGGCGCGGGUGGAAACACAGCUGAGGGAUGCCCGCGAGUGGGUGGAAGAGCAGCGACCCGCGCUCACCUCUGCCCUGAAAACCAGCCCGCCACCUGACCUUGCCCAGAGUUUCCUAUUUGACCACUUGAGCGUGUGCGUAGAGCUGGAGGCCCGUCAGCAGCUGCUGGGCCGAGCUUUGAGCGAAGCACAAGGUGUCGCCUCCAGGCUGGGGCUGAGCGAGAAGAGAAGUCUGCAGGAGCUUGUUGAACAAGCCCAGACUGAAGUGGAGGCUUUGGAGGCUCAAGUGGCCCAAAGGAGAAAGUACCUCAGCAAGGCCUUCACAGAGAGGACUCAGUUCCUUCAGGGUCUGGGGAGAGCGCUGUCGUGGGUACAACAACAAGAGAGGAAGGCCCUGAUAGAUGACCAUAUUGCACUCCUCCCAGAAGACCUCGCCAAACAGGCGUCUGCGUGUCGCAGCAUCCAGAGCAGUCUUCGAGCCUACCAGAGGGAGUUGGCAUCGCUUUGGGUUCAAGGUCGGGAGCUCGAAAGGGACGCCACGGACAAAGAGAGAGCAGAAACCUUGGCGAAACUCGAGGAGCUGCAGGCGGUAUUUGAAGCGUCUCUGCAGACAACCAGCCAGCGUGUCACAAUCUUGGACAAAGCCUUCACAUCCAGGAAGUACUUCCAGGUGGACCUGAACAAGACUUGUCACUGGCUGAGACACGCAGAAGCCAUCACCUUCCCGGAAAUCAGUCUCAGCGACAUAGAGGAUACCUCAGAACUGCAAGGACAUCUAUCCACCUUUCAAAAAGUCCUGGAACAAGCGUCAGAGAACGAGAACCUCCUUCUGAUCGUGCAAAGGAUAGGCCAGGAGAUCCUUCCUACUCUGAACGAGAUUGAUCACUGCUACCUAGACGAGCGGCUCAACGCCCUCCCCCAACAGUACAACAGCAUCCUGGCGCUGGCCAAAGAGAAAAAAGACAGGGUUCAACAAAUAAUCAUAGAGAGGAAAGAAUUCAGCACUUUUUUUUAUAUGACUCGAAGCGCGGUGGAGAACCUUCAGGAGCAGUUUGACAAUCUGGAGAAGAAGACUAUCAGUAGCAACGAAGAGGAGCUUGUUUGUCUAAGGAGGGACUAUCAGAGAAUAGAUGAAGGUUUAUCCCACAUCAGCCAUGCGGUCAGAGAAGUUCAGGGUAAAAAUGAGGGCUUUCUCAGUACGGGCCACACCCACAGAGCUGAGGAAACACGUCAGCUAGUGUGCCUUCACAACACACUGAGAAGAAGAAAUAAUCAGAAACUUACAAAUUUGGAUGAUGCCUUGAAGGUAAUAGAGGAGCACAACCGACUAGCAAACAGCUUAGACCAGGAACUGAAGCUUGCCAAAGACAAUCUGGUUAGACUCAAGUCAGACAUAGAACUAGAUGCCACACAUAAAACUGCAGCUCUUUACGCGUUACUUGAACGUCUGGAUUGUGUAUUUUUAGAGGCCAAAGAAUGUAGCCAACAGACCGAAAGCCUCGACUUGAGGUUUGACCCCACAGCCUUUCAGGAGAUGACAUUCCUGCGUGACUCCCUGCAGUCGUUACGUUUGGAUGUGAAAUGCUGCACUGAAGAAAGCGAAAAGGACAUCUCACAAGACUUCUCGAAGGAGAUGGAGAAGAUGUCAGAAUGGCUGAAGGAUGUUAAAGGCGCACUCGGGGAGCCUGUACGCUUAACGGAAGCCAAAGUUGAGAGGUUGCAGGAGAAAAUGUGCAAACUGAGAAUCACAGAAGAGGAAGUGAAGAGCAGAUUGUGCAAGGUGGAUGCCCUGUUUAGCCAGGAAGUGCAAAUAUACUGCAGUAGACAGGAAAGUAUUCCAGCCCACGUGGAGGUAAAAGGAGAGGAGCUGAGGAUGCUGGGAGCUGAAGUUCUAAAGGAAAUUAACCAAAAGCAGCUGAGUCUGGAGCCAGCUCUUGGUGUGGUCCAGAGGCACCACUCAUCUCUGCAGUCCAUGCAGAAACACCUGAAUCUCACAGCGGAUUGCCUUCAGAGUGCCAGCGUCGGAGUGGACCUUGAGCACCACACAGACUGGAUUAUGAACCUGGAAGAAACUGCAGCGCAGGAAAAGAAGUUUACGGCUGCCUUAGAGGAGAUGAGGACGACGGUGGAGCCCCUGUUGACGGACACUGCGAUGAUCCAACUCAGAGGAGAAGCUGAAGCCGUGCAGCUGAGGAGCACAGAAAUCAAACAGCAGUUGGAGGCCUUCAGAGACAUUCAUGAAAGGUCUGCGUCUCUGUGGGGCUCUAUCCAACAUGAGAGAGACCGGCUGGUUGAACAGAUGAACGAUGUGGGAAGCAAGAUGGCCUCGUUUUCCACCGCUAAAGCGGACAGUCUCCAGCAGGCAGAAGACAAGUGUGAGAAAUACAAGUCUUUGGCAACUCACACCGACCUUCAGGAGUUUGCUCUCAACGCUCUGAAAGAGAAGGCGGCCGAGUUAGAGCCACUCGUCACCAGGCCCGUCGCGGCCGUUGUUGUCAGCCAUGCUCUCUCGUCACUAUGGCAACGAUGGACCAAGCUUCGCAGUGUGGCGAGAACCCAGGAGAGGGCACUGGAGGACACUGCCAGGGAGUGGAGGAACUUCACACAAAAAAUGGAGAAAGUGCGUUCCGUGUCGGCGGACCUCCACGGCCGCGUCCCUGACAGCACGGUCGAGAAGGCAGCCACCAGGGCGGCGCUCCAGAGCCUCCUGGAGUACCACGACUCCUUCACCCUGGAUGUGGAGAGGGAGCAGUCCAUCCUGGCUCUGUUGGGGCAACACAUCCGCAGCCUCAGAGGAGAUGAGGAGGAGAUGGAGAAAGGCCAUCAGGAAUCGCAGUGCCUUCAAGAGAUCAGAAACAUGCAGUGCCAGUAUGACAGCUUGGUGGUACAGGUGCGUGCCAGCAGGGCUCAGGUGCACCAAGAGUUGAGGGAGCGAGAAGAUGUCGAGAAGGAGCUGGGCUUGGUCAAAGGUUGGAUUCAAGACACUCGAGGCUUGCUCUUGAGUCCCACCGCAGACCUGGACACUCUUUUGCAAGAGCUGGAGACUGCACACGGCGAGGUAAUCAGCCGACGUCAGAGCGUGGAGCGCAUGACAGUGCUGCAGCAGUCCAAAUACCAGGACCUCCAGGCGGGGCUGCCGUCGGAGCUCAGCAUGCAGCUGGCUGAGGUGGCUCUAGCUCUGGGUUCUGCUGAGGACCAGGUCCAGGCUAGAGAACGUGAGGUGCAGCAGACCCGAGACGUAAAAGAGGACUUCAGCUCCAGACUGCAGGACAUCGAGGCCAAGCUGAGGAGCAUCACGUCGAGAUUUGAAAUGAAGGGAGCCAACCUGGAGGAGGCCAAAGAGGAGACCAGGACUCUUCUGGAAGAGUGUGAAUGCUGCGCUCACACCCUGGCUGAAUUAGCUGCGGCCGUGCAGGAGUUUAGUGAGCAGAACCCUCUCCUGUGCAAGCAGCUGGGCGACGCCGUGGCCAAAAUGGCCCAAGUGCAGCGCCACACCACACAGCAGGUCCAAGACCGCAGCAACAAACUGAAGAAGGCAGAGAAGCAGAUGCAGGAAUAUCACAGUAUGAAGGAAUUUAUUUUGAGUUGGAUUGAAAAAGCGCAGACUCUGGUGACUGGUAACGUCAUCUGGAACCCAGUAUCUCAGCUACAGGAGCAAAUCAGAGCAUAUCAGGCGUUGCUGCGGGAGUGUCGAGGUCUCCAUGGUGACUUGGAGGCCAUGGCAGAGAGGGAGGCGCAGUUGGGGGAGGUGUUGACAACUAAAGGGAGGAGCCAGCAGGUGAAACACCUCAGCAGACGCACCGAGGAGCUUCAGCUCUCGGCCAAGACUCGGCUGCAGAGUCUGCAGGAUGCCGCCAAGGACAUGUUGCGUCUGGAAGCCGAGGUGAAGAGCCUCCACGCUGCAGUGGACCAGAUCCAAGUCACGCUGGCCUCCCCGGAUCUCAACAGGCUGAGUCUGCGAGAGCAGCUCACACAGAGACAACGUUUGUUGGCGGAGAUGGAUGGCUUCAAGCGGCAGGUGGCGGCUGUACAGCAGUGUCAGAGCGACCUCCGGCUUCCUGAAGAAGUAGUGGCAGGUCUUCCUGUGUGCCGCACAGCGCAGAGCCUGCAGCAAGAAACCAGCCAGCUGCAGCAUACAACCAUCCAGCAGUGCAAUAUCCUGCAGGAGGCUGUGGUGCAGUAUGAACAGUAUGAAGUGGAGGUGAAGAACUUGCAGAGGUUGAUAGAAGAAGCCCACCGCAUCAUUCAGGACCGACCCGUGUGCACCAGCAACAUUCAGGAGCUUCAGGCUCAGAUACAGCACCAUGAGGAGCUAGCCCAGAAGAUCCGUGGCUACCAGGAGCAGAUCGCCUCGCUCCACUCCAAGUGCAAGAUGCUGACGGUGAAGGCCAAGCACGCCACCAUGCUGCUGACAGUCAGCGAGGUGGACGGCCUCUUGGACGGCGUGGACGAGCUGAGCGACGAGGAGCUGCCGAGCGCCGGGGCCAGCGACAAGCAGCUUCCUGCGCACCCCUCUGUCGUCAUGAUGACAGCAGGCCGCUGCCACACGCUCCUCUCCCCUGUGACAGAGGAGUCAGGGGAGGAGGGCACCAACAGCGAGGUCUCCUCUCCCCCUGCCUGCCGCUCCCCCUCCCCUGGGGCUAACGCUGACGCUCCUCUUAACCAGGGUCGAGGCGGUCUAAGUCGAGUCCCCCUGCAGGAACUCUACGACCCGUCUAUGGAGAGCAGCGCUGCCAACCUGGAUGACCUGCAGAGAUCUUGGGAAACACUCAAGAAUGUGAUAAGCGAGAAGCAGAAGAGUCUGUAUGAAGCCCUGGAGCGACAGCAGCAUUACCAGGAGUCCCUCCAGUCCAUUUCUACCAAAAUGGAGUCCAUCGAGGCGGCGCUUAGCGAAGGCCUGGAGCCCAACAAGAGCCCCGAAAGCCAGAUGGCGACACAUCAGGCUCUGAUGGAUGAGAUCCUGAUGCUGCAAGAUGAGAUCGGGGUGCUGCAGACACGUUUCUCGGAAGAGCUGCUUGACAGCGACAGUAACGCAGAGGCUGCUGACCAGCUGGCUCUGCAGUCCACACUCACUGUGCUGGGGGAGAGAAUGGCCACCAUUAGAAUGAAGGCUUCUGGGAAGCGCCAGCUGCUGGAGGAGAAGCUCAGCGAGCAGCUCGAGGAGCAGCGACAGGAGCAGGCCCUGCAGCGUUACCACAGCGAGGCAGAGGAGCUCGACCACUGGCUGCUCAGCACUCGUGCCACCCUCAGCUCGGCGCUUCAGCUUCAAAAUGAAGACCUAGACAUGGAGGAGCAGCUCAUUGACUGCCAGAACAUGCUAUUUGAAAUCGAGCAGAAGGUGUCGUAUCUCUCUGAGCUGUCGGUGCACAGCGAGAGCUUACUUUUGGAGGGACGGGCCGAGACCAAGGGUGAGGCGGAGCAGCUCACUUUCAAACUGCGCUCUCUAAAAGACAGCCUGCUGGAGCUGCAGCAGAUGUUGCAAGACAAGCAGGUGGACAUACAGGGUUCUUUGCAGGAGCAGGAUGACAGUGAGCCAGACUCGACGCUUUCGCAGAGCCCCAACGUGCAGGAUUGGCUGUCUCAGGCCCGUUCGUCACGCACACAGCAGCAUCAUGACAACCUGCUCCGCCAGAGAGAGCUGCAAGAGCAUGUUGCUGAGCAGAGGAGGUUGCUUCAGUCUGUAGCCAGUGUUGGGGAAAACUUACUCAGUCAACAGAUCACACCAAAUGGGGACAGUGAGGUGUCUCUUCCUGGGGGAGUGUUGCUGGAGACGGAGAGCCUGUCUCCCGUGGACCAUUUGAGACAACGUUGGGAGAACCUGAACAAAGAUCAGAGUACCAAGCUGCAGCUGUCACUCAACACACUGGAACAGGACCAGUUUAGCCUGAUCAUCCACCGGUCCCGUCUGACUAGUCCUAGCAUGGUGUUCAGGGGCGAGCCCAGCAGCCAGGACUCUCACUCGCCCACGGCUUUAUUUGAGGCCUGCAGCCAGACUCUGGAAAGAAUUGCUGAGGAGGCAGAGAGCGGUGACAGAAAGAUGGCGCUCUUGUCAGUGGGAACCACACUCCAACAGACGCUGUACACCGCCGUGUCAGCAGCAUCCACCUGGUUGGACGCUGCUGAGAAUGAGAUGCUCUCCGGACCUGUGCUGCUGUCUGAAGACACGGAGACGCAGCUGACAAGUCUCGAGUGCACAAAUAAAGAUCUGAAGGACAUGAACAGAGAGGUGAACCAGUGCAGAGACCUGCUGGGUGGAGGAGCAGGCCGCCUGUGUGGAGGGGAGGAACGAGCCUUAAUGGAGGACACCCUGGAGGGUCUGCAGGAGAGGAUGGGGCUGCUGGACUCCACCCUUGAACAGCACUGUGACACCAUGAGGGACAGACUCCAGGAGCACUUAAACUUCCAGAAUGAACUCCGGAUGCUGUUCACAGCUUUGAGCGGGAGUAAAGACAUGCUGCUGCAGAAGAUGGCUGCAACAGUGGAGCGGCCUGCUGCCAAGCAGAUCGAGACAUUAUCAGAGGUAGAGGACAGUCUGAGGGAGUUUGAGCAGAGAGUGACCGAGCUGAAAACCAAAGCUGAGGGACUCCAAUCUGACCGAAUCUCCCACCAGGAACUUCUCAAAUUACAGGACGCAUAUGAGGAGCUGCUGCUCAUGGUGGCCUCCAGGCGCAGCGGCCUGAAUCGAGCCUUGGCGCUGAAGGCUCAGUACGAAGCCGCGCUCCGUGACCUCACAGAUCUGGUGGACACGGCUCAAGACAAGAUGGCUGCAGACCAGAAGAUGACGGUAGCCUCUGUAAUUGAGGUCCAAAUGUUACUGGACAAACACAAAGACUUCUUCCAGAGUCUUGAAUGUCAUAUGAUCCUGACCCAGACCUUUUACAGUAAAGUGUCAGGUCUGGUGGCACAGCGGGAAAGCCAGAUCCUGGAGGAGACCAUGUCUUUAGCCCACAGUGUCCUCAAACAGGCCCACAGGAGGGGGGUGGAACUGGAGGGCAUACUGGAGUCAUGGAGCAGGCUUGUGGAAGACUACCAGGCUUUGUGUAGGCAGUUGGAGGCUGUGGAGUGCAGCAUCCCCACUCUGGGCCUGGUGGAGGAGACGGAGGAGAGACUCCAUGAGAGGAUCAGUCUCCACCAGCGUCUGAAGGCCAGUCUGACUGAGCAUCAGCCCCAACUGUAUCAGGUCCUGGAGGAGGGCAAGAGGCUUCUACUGUCUGUCAGCUGUCUCGACUUGGAGAACCAGCUGACCCAGCUGGGAGAACACUGGCUUUCAUCUACCACCAAAGUCAACAAGGAGCUCCACCGCCUUGACUCCACGCUCAAACACUGGAGCAGGUACCAGAGGGAGUCUGCAGAGCUGAGCCACUGGUUGCAGUUAGCUCUAGACAGAUUGGAGUUUUGGACAACCCAGUCGGUGACUGUGCCUCAGGAACUGGAAACGGUUAGAGACCACCUCUGUGCUUUCCUGGAGUUUUCCAAGGAGGUGGAUGCAAAGUCUUCGCUGCGUUCGUCCGUCCUGAGCACGGGCAACCAGCUGCUGAGACUGAAGAGAGUAGACACAGCUAGUCUGAGAACAGCACUGGGCCACAUCGACACUCAGUGGGCCGAGCUGCUCACUCGCAUUCCCGUUGUCCAAGAGAAGCUCCAUCAGCUGCAGAUGGAGAAGCUGGCGUCAAGGCACGCCAUAGUGGAGCUGAUAAGCUGGAUCUCGCUCAUGGAGAACAUCAUAGAUGAAGAUCAGGACCAAAUAGCUGCAGCUGUGGGCUCUGAGGUGGUCCAGAACUUCUUGCAGAAGUACAAGGGGUUCCGCAUUGAUCUGACCUGCAAGCAGCUAACUGUGGACUUUGUCAACCAGUCAGUGCUGCAGAUCAGCAGUCAGGACGUGGAAGGAAAACGGAGUGAUAAAACUGACUUUGCAGAGAGGCUGGGGGCCAUGAAUAGACGAUGGCAGAUACUACAAGGGCUCAUCGCGGAAAAAAUUCAGCAUUUGGAAGGACUUUUGGAAAGUUGGUCAGAGCAUGAAAAUGGAGUGCAGGCCUUGAAAACAUGGCUGACACUCCAGGAGGAGAAAUUAAAGAAGAGACACAGGAUUGAGGACGUAGCAUCGGUGCAGAAUGCACUUAAGGAUUGUCAGGAGUUGGAGGAAUUAGUGAAGGAGAAAGAGAAGGAUCUAGAGAAGGCAGAGGAACGAGGAAACGCUCUCAUCCAGGAUAAGAAAGGAGAGGCCUGCUGUGUGGUCAAAGAGACCCUCAAGGGACUGAGCCAGUCCUGGGCUCAUCUGGACCACAUGAUAAGUCAGAUGAAAGUGAGUCUGCGGUCGGUGCUGGAACAAUGGACCUUGUACAGACGAGCUUCGGAGGAGAUUAUUGGCUACCUGAUGGAGGGGAGGUACUGUGUGUCCAGGCUGCACCUUGUCAGUGGUUCUCUGGAGGCUGUGCAGCAACAGGUGGAGAGUCUGGAGAACCUGCAAGAGGAAAUGGACAAGCAGGAGAGCAGUCUGCGCAAGUUUGGCUCUGUCACACAGCAGCUCCUCACAGAGUGCCACCCGUGUGUAGCUGAAACACUUAACAGAGCCCUGCGGGAUGUCAACAUAAGGUGGAACGACCUACUAGAGCAGAUCUCGGAGCAGCUGAGGAGCAGCAAGGCCUUGCUGGGGCUGUGGCAGCACUAUAAGGAACUGUAUGGUAGUUGUGUGAAAGCAGUGCAGAAGCAGGAGGAGCGUGCUGACCGCCUGCUCAAGAGCGCCACCGACAGGGACAUCACUCAAGAGGAGAGCACUUCCUGGAUAAAGGACUGCAAUGAGUGUCUUGGUGAGCAAGAGUUUGUGCAGCAUUCCCUCCAGCAGCUGCAAGCAUUGGGAGAGCAGCUGAGGACCAGAGUUGAUGCCUCCUCGUUUGCAGCCCUCCAGUCAGAUCACAUGUCCCUGAGGCAUCGCCUCUUAGCGCUGACACACGCCCUCCACAGGCAGCAGGAGUUACUGCAGUCUGGAUGCCGGGCCUGUGAGGGCUUCAGGGAACAAUUGGACAUGCUUGUCCAUACGGCUGCUGAGGCUGCAGAAGUGUUGAAGGAGUCUGACCAGCUUGGCUCGCCAGCGCUUAGUGAGAUACAGACACGUAUGGGCAAACUGAAGGCUCCUCUCUCCAAGCUGAGCAGCCUCUCUCCAGACCUGGAGCGCGUUAAUGUGCUCAUGUACAGACUGCCAGUCAGCGACAGAGAUCUGAAGCGUCUGCAGAGUCUGAACAGGGCGUGGGCGUCCCACUUGGCUCACCUCAGUGAGCGGUUCAGUAAACUACAGGCGUUGCUACUCCUGCACCAGAGCUUCCUGCAGAAGUGCGAAGCCUGGAUGGACUUCCUGUCUCAGACUGAGCAAAAACUGGCUGGGGAGAUCUCAGGCAAUCAUGAGCGUCUGCUAGAACAACAGCGAGACCAUGAGUUGUUCCAGGCAGAGAUGUUCAGCCAACAGCAGAUUCUUUACUCCAUUAUCAGCGAUGGCCAUCGUAUGCUGGACCAGGGACAAGUGGAUGAUGGAGACGACUUCAGUGUUAAGCUGGCCUUGCUGGCUAAUCAGUGGCAGGGUGUGGUGAGGCGGGCCCAGCAACGAAGAGGCAUUAUUGACAGUUUGGUCAACCAGUGGCAGAACUACCACGAGAUGUCUGAAAAGCUGCUGCGCUGGCUGCAGGAAGUGUCUCGCGACCUGGACGUGCAUCAACCAGGAGGAGAACCAGUCGCUCUGCAGCAGGCUAGAAACCUGCUAGACCAGAUACAAACUCCCUUAGUUAACCACUACCCCCUCAGUCCGCUCUCCUUCUCCUCGCUCUUGCAGUUGAGAGAGCGCGUCCUCCAGAGGCAGCAAGGAGGCUACAUUGUGACGGUGGAGGCCGGCAGAAGCUUGCUGCUGUCGGCCGACGCCCAGGCCGAGUCCAUGCUGCAGACAGAGCUGAUGGAGAUCCAGGAGCGGUGGAGACACGCCCACCAACGCCUGGACCAGCAGAGGAAGGAGCUGCAUGGUCUGCUCAAGAAUUGGGAGCGAUGCGAGAAAGGCAUCGACGCCUCGCUGGAGAAGCUGAGGGCCUUCAAGAGGAAACUGUCUGCGGCGCUGCCUGACCACCACGAGGAGCUACACUCGGAGCAGAUGAGAUGCAAGGAGCUGGAGAGCAGCGUAGAGGGCUGGAGCGAUGACCUCACAUCCUUGUUCCUCCUGAGGGACUCCUUGGUGGGCGUGGUGGGCAACGAUGACAUCACUGUCCUUCAGGAACGCCUCCAGCUUCUCCAGCGCCAGUGGGAGGAGGUGUGCCAUCAGCUUUCCCUGCGCCGGCAGCAGGUAUGCGAGAAGUUGAACGAGUGGGCGGUGUUCAAUGAGAAGAACAAGGAGCUGUGCGAAUGGCUCACGCAGAUGGAGAGCAAAGUCUCUCAAAAUGGGGACAUCAGCAUUGAGGAGAUGAUCGAAAAGCUGCGCAAGGAUUACCAGGAAGAGAUCGGUGUUGCUCAGGAGAAUAAGCAGCAGUUGCAGCUCAUGGGAGAGCGCUUAGCCCGGGCCAGCCAGGACAACAAAGCAGCGGAUAUACAACACAAACUCAAUAAGGUCAGCGAGCGGUGGCAGCACCUGCUGGACCUCAUUGCCGCCAGGGUGAAGAAGCUGAGGGAGACCCUUGUGGCGGUGCAGCAGUUAGACAAAAACAUGAGCGGCCUGCGCUCCUGGCUGGCUCACAUCGAGACCGAGCUGUCCAGGCCCAUUGUGUACGACACGUGCGACGACCAGGAGAUCCAGAGGAAGCUCAACCAGCAGCAGGAGCUGCAGAGGGACAUUGAGAGGCACAGUACAGGCGUGGCUUCCGUGCUGAACCUGUGCGAGGUGCUCCUGCACGACUGCGACGCCUGCUCCACCGAGACAGAGUGCGACUCUAUCCAGCAGGCCACCAGGGGUUUGGACCGACGCUGGAGGAACAUCUGCGCUAUGUCCAUGGAGAGGAGGCUCAAGAUUGAGGAGACAUUGAGGUUGUGGCAGAAGUUUUUAGACGACUACUCACGCUUUGAAGAGUGGUUGAAGACUUCAGAGAGAACAGCCGCCAUGCCCAACUCCUCUGGCGUCCUCUACACUGUUGCAAAAGAGGAACUCAAAAAGUUUGAGGCUUUCCAGCGCCAAGUACAGGAGUGUUUGACCCAGCUGGAGCUGAUCAACAAGCAGUAUCGACGUCUGGCCCGCGAGAACCGCACCGACUCAUCCUGCCACCUCAAAGAAAUGGUGCAUGAUGGGAACAGGAGAUGGGACAAUCUUCAGAAAAGGGUGGCGGCCAUCCUGCGCCGACUCAAGCACUUCAUCAGCCAGAGGGAGGAGUUUGAGACGGCUCGGGACAGCAUCCUGGUGUGGCUGACUGAGAUGGACUUGCAGCUCACCAACAUCGAGCACUUCUCCGAGUGUGACGUCCAUGCUAAGAUUAAACAACUCAAGGCAUUCCAGCAGGAGAUCCACUUGAACAUGGGCAAGAUUGAGCUGGCGUUCAAGCAGGGCGAUGGUCUGAUUGAGAAGAGCGAACCUCUGGAUGCAGCUGUGAUCGAAGAGGAGCUGGAGGAGCUGCAGAGGUACUACCAGGAGGUCUUUGGACGAGUCAACAGAUACUACAAGAAGCUUACACGAUUACCUCUCGUGGACGACGAGCUUGACAGUUCAGACAGAGAGCUGGACAUGGAGGAGGGUGGCGACCUCUCCGAGCUGCAGUGGGGCGACUCAACACCUCCACGAACCUCCAGCCGACCGCCUUCUGGGGCGACCACCCUCAUUCGCACAGACCGCUCAGGCCGGGACACCCCAGCCAGUGUGGACUCCAUUCCGUUGGAAUGGGACCAUGACUAUGACCUGAGCAGGGGUCUGGAGAGCCCAGGAGGGCGGAGUCACAGGGAGAGGAACCGAGGGCAAGAGGAGGAGGAAGAGGACGAGUAUCUGAGGACGGCUACUGCAGUGCUGUCAGAUGUAGUUAUUCCCGAGAGUCCAGAGGCCUAUAUAAAACUGACUGAGAACACGUUGAAAUCGUCCUCUGGUGAGCCAGCACAGCUGGAGGCCAGUCUCAGACAACUGGAUCAGGUUUUGGAUGCAGGCCGAUACCACCUGCAGGCGAGAGAGGACGCCGCCAAUCGUUCCACUCCUGACGCUGACUCCACCUACAUGGGCUAUAUGCGUCUGAUGGGCGAGUGCCGUGGCAGCAUAGACGCAGUGAAGCGAGCUGAGGAAGAACUCACAGAGGAUGAAGAUGAAAUGCCAGGACUCACCAACCCGACCAGCGCAGACAGUCAGAGCUCAGGUGUGAUCAAGCGCUGGGAGCUGAUCCAGGCUCAGUCCCUCAGUGAAAAACAUAAGCACAAACAGAACCUGCAGCAAUGGCAGCAGCUGAUCUCAGACCUGCAGACCAUGCGUGCCUGGCUGGGUCAGUGCGAGGCAGAACUGGGCCAGCUGCGAGGCCUGGAGGUCCGCACGGACAUCCACAGCAUCCAGCAGAGGAUCAAGAAGCUCAGGGAGCUGCAGAAGGGGAUGGACGCCCACAAGUCGGAGGUGCUUUCCAUCAACUUGAGCAGCGCCAGCUUCCUCCAGUCGGAGCCCGACUCUGAGGAGGCGUGGGAGCUGAGGGGUGGUCUGAAGGAGAUGAACACACACUGGGAUCGCCUGGGCGCCUUACUGGAGGAGUGGAGAGAGGAUCUGCAGCGUGCUCUCAUGCAGUGCCAGGAGUUCCACGAGAUGAGUCAUGGUCUGCUGCUAUGGUUGGAGAACAUCGACCGCCGGAGGAACGAGGUGGUGCCCGUGCCUCCAAACCUCGAGUGUGAAACGCUACAAACUCGUCACAGGACACUAACACAAAUCAAGCGUGAGCUGCUGGACUCUCAGCAGAAGGUGUCGUCCCUCCAGGAGCUCUCAGCUCAGCUGCUGGUCAGUACGGCAGUGCCCACGACGACGACUCUCCAUUCCGCGGGCGGCGAGUGCCUGGAGGCCCGGGAGAAGGUGCAUGUGAUCUGGAACAGGCUGCGUCUGCUCCUGCGGGAGGUCGACUAUGAUCUGGAGGGUCUGCACAGGCGACUGGAGGCCAUGAGCACGCAGCAGAAUUUCAUUCCCAUACCUGCUGGCAAAUGUGACAUGACUGCUGCUCUUCCUGCGUCUGAUUCAACAAACAUCCAACCUUGCAGACGACUGCCUCGAGGCAAAAGUAGUCAGGCCCACCCCGGACCCCCUGAGAGCAGCCCCCGCCACAGCCGCAGGAGGUCACCCGGCGCCGCUGGCUGCGUUUCCUCCCGUUCUGACAUUUUGGACGGUGCCUCCCCGCCAUCCUCCUCCCCCUCUUCCUCCAAGGGUCAGUCCUUCCUGCAUCGUGUACUGAGGGCUGCACUCCCUGUGCAGCUGCUCCUCCUGCUCCUCAUCGGACUGGCCUGCCUGGUGCCCAUGAGCCAGGAGGACUACAGCUGCCACCACGCCAACAACUUUGCCCGCUCCUUCCAUCCCAUGCUGCGCUACACCAAUGGACCUCCACCUAUAUAGCUGCCUCGCCCCCUAUAUUGCUUUGCCAAGGACUCGUAUGAAUGUGCCCUUUUUCACCCUGUGCCCUACAGCAACAAGCUCUGUCCCCUGCUGGGAUGCACCAUUAUGACAACGAGCCCUUUAAGUAAUAAUGGACCUUUAUGUGGAAAAUCCAAAUAUUUUUUUGUUUAUCUUAAAUGUGUAUAUGAGUUUUUAAGUGAUAUCAAUAAGGGGGAAGAAAGCACUCUUUAUCCACACUGACUGAUGGGAACCAAAGUCGUCCGCUAUUCCCAGUGCUGCUGCUAUUUAUUGAGUUGAAGAUUAUUCGUUUGAACAAAGCUCAAGUGUUUAAGGAUUAUGGUCCAGAAGAGAUUGAAUGAAUAAACAGCUGAGUAAAUAUAAAGCAAUGACGCUAUUACGAUUACAUUAUGGUCGUUUAUAUACAGACACUGCGAUAUUCGUAAAAUACCCGGAUAUACGAUACUUCCAGGUUGAAAAUCCCCGGAUGUAAUAGUCCUCACGGAUACAAGUACCCGGAUGUAUUUUUGAGCGUCAGUUUGUUAGUUCCCACAAGAUUGUUGACGCGACGUUGUCAAGUUCAUUAGCCUUCUAAUUACCUAAAUAUUUUUUCUGGACUAGAUUUGUCAACUUAAUUCCUCUCUGGUUCUUACCAUCUUUGUUGUGAGAACCGUCUGAGCGCUCGUUGUGAGAAGGUACUGCACUGACUGAUUGACUGACGCCUUUGAGCCAACAUGGCCGACUUCUCCCCACCAAAAGCUAAAGCUUGUAUUUCAAUUUGUUUUUAAAUUAUUACCAGUAUUUAAACAAUUGGGGCGAUAAAGAUUUUUUUCUGUUACAUUUCUGUUAUUGUUGAAUACAGGCUGUGUUAUAUAAAUAUAUAUAUUUUUAAACAUUUCUGUUUGAGCAUGAACUUGGAAGCCCCAAAGCCAAACAAUCACUGGUUGUGUAGCUGUAGAUUUAAUAGUCAUCAUAAUAAUAAUGUGCUUUGUUAUAAUGAUUAAAAUUAUGAUUCCUAAGUGAUCAACAUCACUACCUUAUCUUAACACAAUGUGUAAAAAAUGUUCUGAAAAUUGUUAAUGUUUGUACAGUUUGCUAAUGCUGAAUUCUCUUUGCAGAUAAUAAAACAUGAAAUAUUUAACACUGUGUAAAUUCACCACUUCAUAGUGAAUCCAUAGAUUAACUCUGGUAAGUAGAGGCUUCAUAGUAUGUAUACAUUUUGAGGCAUACGCAGAGUUGCAAAUGGUUAUUUAUUUUCUACAUUUUUUCUCCAGUUCUAUAUAUACAUUCCACUUACCUACAGAAAUAGUGUAAAUCUUUUUUAAAAAGACAAAAAUCAAUGUAGGACACAUACACUGCUGUAAAAGAUAAAUUAACCCGCCAUGGGUUAAUUUUUCCAUUGGUCAUUUCUAUUUUGUUCCCAAUGCAUUCCGCUA